This is a messenger RNA of Motacilla alba alba, 3580 nucleotides long. RefSeq names its product acyl-CoA dehydrogenase family member 11-like. The coding region runs from base 108 to 2033 and encodes 641 amino acids. The record is from RefSeq and is a predicted model, not a curated record. NCBI's taxonomy places the organism in Eukaryota, Metazoa, Chordata, Aves, Passeriformes, Motacillidae. The transcript is spliced from 15 exons. Gene Ontology annotation, molecular function: oxidoreductase activity, acting on the CH-CH group of donors.
AAUAAUUUCACAACACACAAACAAACCAGGACUGGUGCUGCAGUCAGGCGAGGAAGGGUGUCUGCAAGUGAGCGCUGUAGAUGUGACCCCCAGGGCUGUGCUGGAUCAUGUUUGCCUGUCGCUUGCCCUGGUGGAGAUCCAGUGUCACCUGCAAGUUGUGUCAAUCAGGUCACUUUCUGCCUUGGGGCAGGUGUCAAAUGCUGAGUAUUAAAGGAAUCAGCACGACCGUGGGGCAGGAGCAACAGACCAGUAUGAAGGAAAAACAAGUGUUAGAAGAUUCAGAAAUGCACCUCGCAAGGAGAGACACAGAGGCCCUCUUCCAAGAGCAGCCUGAGACUGGGAACCAUUACUUGGAAGACACUUUGCUUCAGAGUUACUUGAAAACACACCUUCCUCCCAAGGUCCUGGAGGAGGUGCAUCAGGACCUGGAGAGGUUUGGAAACCGCCUGCUGACCAAGAUCCAACCUCUGAGCUGGGAAUGUGAGCUGAACCCCCCCGUGUUCCGGCAGUACGAUGCCUGGGGGCGGCGCGUGGAUCACAUCCACACCUGCUCGGCGUGGAGGAGGAUGAAGGAGAUUUCAGCAGAAGAAGGGCUGAUUGCUGAGGCCUAUGAGAAAAGAUACUCCAACUGGAGCCGCCUGUACCAGGCUGUCAAACUGUACUUGUUCUCAAGCUCCUCUGGAGGUUUCAGCUGUCCACUGGCCAUGACUGAUGGGGCAGCCAAAGUCAUUGAGUCACUGGGUAUUCCUGGAUCUCUGAAAAAUGCUUUUGAUCGUCUGACAUCCCGUGACCCUGAGAAGUUCUGGACCUCUGGCCAGUGGAUGACCGAGCGGAGGGGUGGCUCAGAUGUCGCAAACGGCACUGAGACCGUGGCCAGGAAGCAGCCGGAUGGCACCUACCGUCUGUAUGGAUUUAAGUGGUUCACAUCAGCAGCUGAUUCUGAUAUGGCAUUAACCCUGGCCAGGAUAGCAGAUGCUGAAGGACAGUGUACCCAGGGCUCCAGAGGCCUGUCCUUGUUCUUCCUGAGAGUUCGGGAUGAGGAGGGGAAGCUGAACAACAUCCAGGUGCAAAGGCUGAAGGACAAGCUGGGCACGAGGCAGAUGGCAACAGCAGAGCUGUGGCUGCAAGGAGCCAGAGCAGAGCUGAUCUCUGCAGAGGGCCGUGGAGUGGCCGCCAUCUCCAACAUGCUGAACAUCACUCGGAUCCACAAUGUCAUUGGUGCAGUGGCUUCCAUGAGAAGGAUGAUCAGUCUGAGCAGGGACUAUGCCCGCAAGCGCGUGGCCUUCGGGAAGCUGCUCAAGGACCAUCCCCUGCAUGUGCAGACGAUAGCCAGGAUGGAGGUGCAGGUGAGAGGGGCGUUUCUGCUGCUCAUGGAGAUCGUUCGCCUGCUGGGCCUGGCUGAAACCAACCUGGCAAGUGAGCAGGAGCAGCUGCUGCUGAGGCUGCUCAUCCCAGUGGCCAAACUGUACACAGGGAAGCAGGCUUCUGCUGUGGCUGUUGAGGCAAUGGAGAGUUUUGGGGGCCAAGGUUACAUGGAGGACACAGGCUUGCCAGUCAUACUUCGGGAUGCUCUGGUGCUGUCCAUAUGGGAGGGAACAACAAAUAUCCUGUCCCUGGAUGUGCUGCGAUCCCUCACCAAGAGCCAAGGGCAGGUCAUGGCUGCGUUCCUGUCCACAGUGCAGAAAAAGCUGGAGCUGGCUUCAGGCACCGAGGAGCUGUCCCUGGGCGUGCAGCAGGCACGGGAAGCCAUCGGGAGGCUCCGCCAGUUCAUGGCGGCCGCGGGCUCAGAGCAGGCACUGACCAUGGAGCUGGCAGCCAGGGACUUCUCCUACAGCCUGGCACGGAUCUACACAGGAGCUCUCUUAAUGGAACACGCGGCUCGGCCGGACGCCUCCUCCACGGACGUCUGCGCUGCCCUGAGGUGGUGCAGCCAGGAGCUGUGUCCGGUGGCCGUGGAGUCAGGGAGGGGCAGCUACGGGCGCGGGGCAGCGCUCCAGGACAGCGCCCUGGUGUUCGGGAACAGCCGGCUCUGAGCGCCCGCAGCCCCCGCACGGACGCGAGGCCCUGAACCUGCUCAGCUUCCUGCACGUGGUUAUUGACUGCCUUUUGCAGCCUCCCAGCACCUCGGAACCUCUCCCAGGACAGGCUUCCUCCCACUCCCGCAGCCUUUCCCAGCGAGUGGAGCAGUUCCCAAGCGCCUCCUUCCCUCCCUUCCCCAGCAGAGCCGUCGGUUUCCCCCUGUCCCUGCCCCGCUCCUCCCGGGAGCGCAGCUCUGAGCACUGAGCGCUGCCAGGGUCAGAUCCCUCCUGCCCGGUGACUGCAGCGCCACCUCCCUCUGCCCUGUCGGGGAGGACGGACACCUGGCAUGAGAGGGGCCCUCAGUUCCCAGGGGUUCCUGACCCCGUUUGAGAUCCCCACUCUGGAGGUUGUUCCACAGCCCGGGGGCAGCGCUGAAGCCGCCUAUCGCGACAGCAGCGCCGGUGUCCCGACGGGCUCAUGGGCUGUCCGGGAGCUGGGAGAAGGAGAGAGGGAAGGAGGCUCCUCAGGAAGAACCGAUCACGGGGAAAUGAGCUUUGACAGCUUCAGCCGCGUCCUCCUCUGGCAGAGCUGCUGCCCUGGCAGGAGCCCGGCGGCACCCUGGGGAAGCUCAGAACUUCUCUGGCCCCUCUGCCGGGGCAGAGACCCACACUCGGCAUCUCCCAGAUCAGAAACUUCCCGGCAGCGCCGUGCCCGGGGCUUGUAACAUCUGCAGGACAAUGAGCUCCUGAGAAAGCCCUCCGGAGAAACUCAAGUAUGAGAGGGGCUCCGGGAAAUCCCGCUGUAAGUAACUGAAACCCUUUGCACGUUCCUUAAACCCCCAAACGGGAUUCCUGCUUCUUUUCCGCUCCAGAUGCCAUCAGUGGCUCUACCCCAACCUGGUUUAUUUUGAUUUAAUGAACACCAUCGAGGCACAGAGGGACUGUGCUCAAGGUCUUGUGAUGACACGUUUGGCCCCACACCCCUCACAGCUGCUCAGACCCCCAGGAAUUCAGGGCAAAUCCUCAAAUGUGUAAUACAAGAAAUAAAUGAUGGUGGGGGGCCUGAGCGGACAGGACCGUGCACAGCUGGAACGAGCAGGCAGUGCUUGGAAAAUGGGAAUAACCCUUGUGCAGGACCAACAUCAGUUGAGUUCUCCACCUUCUGGGACAAAGAGAUCUUAAACCUGAGUGAGUUUGGUUUGUUCCCAAAGAGCCACAGCUCCACCAUCCAGCAUCAGGAUAAGGCAGGUGCAAGUGGGAACGGAGCCUCCACUGCCAAACCCCACGGAAAGCAGGGGGCAUUCCCUGGAGAUCUGGGCUGCUCCCACAUUUGGGUAACAUCACCAGACUGAAAUACCAUGGUUGGUCAAGGGGAAAAAGAAGAACACAGUAUGGAGGGAGCUGAGCCCGGCACCUUCCUCCAUCCAGGGAAAACCGUGCCAAUUGUGCCACCAGAACCUGGCAGGGUGUGUGCGUUGUGUGCUUCCCCCUUCCUGGGACUCCUGCACCAGGAAAACCAAGCCUAAGUUUAAUUUUUUGUCUUAAGUUUAGGAAUGACAGUU